AGCAAGUAUUGAAACUUUGGCCCUCACUUUUUUUGCAUGUGUGGAAAGAUGACUGCUUGUUGAAAUGGAUGAAUUUAGAUUCCAAAGAAGUGAAAAAUGACCGAAGAAUAGCAUCUUUAGACCAUUUGCCACUGAAUUAAAUGAUCACAACUGGGAUCUCAUGCACCCCUCAUAUUUUCUGGAGGACCUUCUCCAGAAGAGAGUUUUACAUUUAAAAGGCCGAGAUGAGUAUAUUUUCUUUUGGAGCUUACUAAGACUAAAUACAUUUUCCAAUAAUGACCAGCUUGAAACGGUCCCAGACUGAAAGGGCUGUUGCCACCGGAAUAUCAGAUGUUACCCCUAAAGUCCAUUCAGAUGACUUUUAUAUGAGACGCUUUAGGUCACAGAAUGGUAGCUUGGGAUCUUCAGUGAUGGCUCCAGUAGGCCCUCCACGCAAUGAAGGAUCACAUCAUCUUACUUCUACACCUGGAGUUCCUAAAAUGGGGGUUAGAGCAAGGAUUGCAGACUGGCCUCCAAGGAAGGAGAAUGUCAAAGAAAACAGUAGAUCAAGUCAAGAAAUGGAUACAUCAAACUGUCUGGAUAGUAUGUCUUCAAAAAGUAGUCCAGGAAGUCAGGGAAGUUCUAUUAACUUGAACAGUAGUGAUUCUGUCAUGUUAAAGAGUAUCCAAAACACACUUAAAAACAAAACAAGACAAUCUGAGAACUUAGAUUCUAGAUUUCUUACACCUGAUGGUUACCACAGCUCUCCAAGAAAAGCUCUUCGUAGAAUAAGACAGCGUAGUAAUAGUGACAUCACCCUAAGUGAGCUUGAUGUAGAUAGCUUUGAUGAAUGCAUCUCACCCAGUUAUAAAUCAGGACCAUCACUGCACAGAGAAUAUGGCAGCACCUCAUCAAUAGAUAAGCAGGGUACCUCAGGCGAAAGUUUUUUUGACUUGUUAAAAGGUUAUAAAGAUGAAAAGUCUGAUCAAAGAGGCCCAGUCACCAGCAAAUUUAGCGAACUCCUUAUAGCUAGUGGAAGUAAAGGUUCUGGAUUUUCUUUGGAUGUGAUAGAUGGACCCAUUACUCAGAGGGAAAACCUUCGAUUAUUUAAAGAAAGGGAGAAACCACUGAAGAGGCGUUCAAAAUCAGAGACGGGGGAUUCUUCGAUUUUUCGCAAGCUGCGUAAUGCCAAAGGUGAAGGAGAUCUUGGAAAGACUUCAGAUCUAGAAGACAGCAGAUCAGAGGAUAGUGUCAAGCCUUGGACUUGCCCCAAAUGUUUUGCCCAUUAUGAUGUUCAGAGUAUAUUAUUUGAUUUAAAUGAAGUGGCAGUUAACCGGCACAAUGUUAUAAAAAGAAGGAAUACAACUACUGGAGCUUCUGCUGCUGCAGUUGCAUCAUUAGCUUCUGGACCAUUAUCCCAUUCUGCAAGUUUUAAUUCCCCUAUGGGUAGUACAGAAGAACUGAAUUCCAAAGGAACUUUAAAUGUGGACCAGGGAGAUGAUAAAAGCAAUGAUCUUGUAUUGAGUUGUCCGUAUUUUCGUAAUGAGAUUGGUGGGGAAGGAGAAAGAAAUAUCAGUCUCACCAAAUCUAACUCUGGAUCCUUUAGUGGCUGUGAAAGUGCCUCUUUUGAGUCUACUCUUAGCUCUCAUUGCACAAAUGCGGGAGUGGCAGUACUUGAAGUACCCAAGGAAAAUCUGGUAUUACACUUGGACAGAGCUAAGAGAUACAUUGUUGAACAUGUGGAUCUCGGUGCAUAUUACUAUCGGAAAUUCUUCUAUCAGAAAGAACACUGGAACUACUUUGGGGCAGAUGAAAACCUUGGUCCUGUAGCUGUCAGCAUCAGAAGAGAAAAACCUGAAGAAAUAAAAGAAAAUGGUUCCCAGUACAGCUACCGCAUUAUUUUCAGGACUAGUGAGCUUACAACAUUAAGAGGUACUGUCUUGGAAGAUGCAAUACCUUCAACUGCAAAGCAUUGCACAGCCAGAGGGUUGCCCUUGAAAGAAGUCCUAGAACAUGUGGUUCCCGAACUAAAUAUACAUUGCCUCAGGUUGGCUUUCAACACACCUAAAGUCACAGAGCAGCUUAUGAAACUUGAUGAACAAGGGUUAAGCUAUCAGCUGAAAGUGGGAAUCAUGUACUGCAAGUCUGGACAAAGCACGGAAGAGGAAAUGUACAAUAAUGAAUCAGCAGGCCCAGCCUUUGAAGAGUUUCUUCAGCUGCUGGGAGAACGGGUUCGACUCAAAGGAUUUGAAAAGUAUCGUGCCCAGCUAGAUACAAAGACUGAUUCAACUGGUACCCACUCUCUUUAUACAACAUAUAAGGACUAUGAAAUCAUGUUUCAUGUCUCCACCAUGUUACCAUAUACACCCAACAACAAACAACAGCUGUUAAGAAAACGACAUAUUGGAAAUGAUAUCGUGACAAUAGUUUUCCAAGAACCUGGAGCCGAAUCAUUCAGCCCAAAGAAUAUUCGUUCCCACUUUCAGCAUGUCUUUGUCAUUGUCCGAGUGCACAAUCCUUGUACUGACAACGUUUGUUACAGUGUUGCUGUGACAAGAUCAAGAGAUGUGCCCUCAUUUGGACCUCCAAUUCCUAAAAGCAUCACCUUUCCUAAAUCAAAUGUAUUCAGGGACUUCUUACUGGCCAAAGUGAUCAAUGCUGAGAAUGCAGCUCAUAAAUCAGAAAAAUUCCGUGCUAUGGCUACUAGAACCCGUCAGGAAUACUUGAAAGAUUUGGCAGAAAAGAAUGUGACAAAUACACCCAUUGAUCCUUCUGGCAAAUUCCCUUUCAUCUCACUUGCUUCUAAGAAGAAGGAGAAAUCCAAACCUCAUCCAGGAGUAGAACUCCAUAGUUCUGGCGCUGUUGUCUGGAUUCUCCAUGCUAAAGACUAUAGCAAGGGCGUAGAUAUAGAUUGUCUUUUGGGCAUUUCUAAUGAAUUUGUUGUCAUAAUUGAACAAGAUACAAAAAGUGUUGUAUUCAAUUGUUCCUGCAGAGAUGUAAUAGGUUGGACUUCAACUGAUACAAGUGUUAAAAUUUUCUAUGAAAGAGGAGAAUGUGUUUCUGUGGAAAGUUUCAAAAACCCUGAAGAUAUCAAGGAAAUUGUCAAAAGACUAGAGCUCGUGACCAAGGGAUGUGAGUCAGUGGAAAUGACUUUACGACGGAAUGGAUUGGGUCAACUUGGCUUCCAUGUGAACUAUGAAGGAAUUGUGGCAGAUGUUGAACCCUAUGGAUAUGCUUGGCAAGCAGGAUUACGACAAGGCAGCAGAUUAGUGGAAAUUUGCACUGUAGCUGUAGCUACUCUAAGCCAUGAGCAAAUGAUUGAUCUCCUGCGAACUUCAGUUACUGUGAAGGUUGUCAUUAUCCCACCUCAUGAAGAUUGUACUCCACGAAGGAGUUUUUCAGAAAUUCACCGCAUGCCAGUGAUGGAAUACAAAAUGAAUGAUGGUGGAGUUCCAUACGAGUUCAAAUUCCCAUUCAGAAAUAAUAACAAGUGGCAGAGAAAUGCUAACAAGGGACAAGUAUCUCAUGUUCAGCAAAUGCCAUCUCAGAUGCAAAGCCCAAUUACCACUAGAGUUGCCUCAGGAAAAAGUGAAGGAAAAAUGCCUCCUCCAGAUCGGGCCGCCAACAUUCCACGCAGUAUUUCUAGUGACGGCCGUCCACUGGAGAGCAGAAGAUUAUCUCCCGGUUCUGACGUCUAUGUCACCGUGUCAUCCAUUGCCUUAGCAAGAUCACAGCAGUGUCGUAACUCUCCAAGUAAUUUGUCAUCCUCGAGUGAAACUGGCUCUGGUGGAGGGACAUACAGGCAGAAAUCUAUGCCUGAAGGAUUUGGAAUGAGUAGAAGAUCCCCUGCCUCCAUUGAUAGACAGAACACAGAUACUAGUGGCAGUGGCAAAUCCACCCCUAGUUGGCAGAGAAGUGAGGACAGUAUUGUUGAUCAGAUGGAAGCAACAUGCCAUCUCCCUGCAGUGUCCAAGGUGUUGCCAUCCUUCAGAGAAAGUCCAACAGGAAGACUGAUGAGGCAGGAUCCAAUAGUUCAUCUAUCUCCAAAUAAGCAGGGCCAUUCCGACAGCCACUACUCCAGCCACUCGAGCAGUAAUACACUGUCCAGCAAUGCUUCCAGUGUCCAUAGUGAUGAGAAGUGGUAUGACAGUGGAGAUAGGACUGAAUCAGAGCUGAAUAGUUACAACUACCUUCAAGGCACUUCUGCCGAUAGUGGCAUCGAUACCACUUCGUACGGUCCCAGCCAUAGUAGUUCAGCCUCUCUGGGCAACUCAGCAACAUCUCCCCGAUCAGGACUUAUAAAAGAAAAAGUGGCAUCACUCUGGCACAGUUCCAGUGAAGUGGUCUCCAUUGCAGAUCGGACUUUAGAAAAAGAGAGCCACAUGAUGGACAGAAAAACAGAAUCUUCAUUGAGCUUGGACAUCCAUACCAAAAGUCAACCAGCCUCCAAUCCUUUAACAAGAGAGAACAGUGCUUUUAGUCUUAGUGAUGCUGUUUCCCAUGCAAGUACCAUGGGUUCCCGGCACUCUGCCAGCUCCAUUGUUUUCACCAGUGCCAGAAGUUCACCUAAAGAAGAGCUUCAUUCUGCCACUUCCCCACAGCUAGCACCUUCUUUCUCCUCUUCCUCCUCUUCCGGUCCUAGAACUUUCUACCCACGUCAGGGUGCUACUAGCAAGUACCUGAUUGGAUGGAAAAAACCUGAAGGGACAAUAAACUCUGUGGGGUUUAUGGAUUCAAGAAAGCGACAUCAGAGUGAUGGUAAUGAAAUGGCACAUCCUAGGUUGCGUGCAUCAGCCAGAGAUCUUCGAGCCUCACCAAAGCGAGCAUCUAAGUCAAAUAUUGAAGAAGAGUUGAAGAAGCUAAUAGAUCUGGACAGCCCAACACCUGAGUCUCAGAAAAACUUUAAG
This is a messenger RNA of Python bivittatus (Burmese python), 4886 nucleotides long. The record is from RefSeq and is a predicted model, not a curated record. NCBI's taxonomy places the organism in Eukaryota, Metazoa, Chordata, Lepidosauria, Squamata, Pythonidae.